Molecule: messenger RNA, 517 nt
Organism: Arachis ipaensis
Lineage: Eukaryota; Viridiplantae; Streptophyta; Magnoliopsida; Fabales; Fabaceae
Source: RefSeq, a predicted model, not a curated record
UGUGCAGGGCCAUUAAUGGAUGUUCCUUGUGUUCAAGACAGAGUUUUCUAUUUCCCUCAGGGUCACAUUGAAUUGUUGCCAGAACCUACAGAACAACAUUUGAGGCAGAUGAAGAAUCAGAAAUCUCCCAAAUACAAUCUUCCGUCGAAGAUCUUAUGUCGUGUUAUCGAUGUUAAGUGUCUGGUAAUGUUUAUCUUUUUUUGGUUCCUUAUGUUGUGUUAUGUGUUCUUGAUUGGUAAUGUUUAUCUAAUAAUUCUCAGUCCUGAUUUUUGUGAAUCUACUUCAAGUUUCAAAUGGCACUUUCAAACAUGUGCUACUGACCUACUGUACCAAUUUCAAUAUGAUAAUGCUUGAAUUCAAAAGGAAAAGAAAGAAAAUAGAAAACAAGUACUUUAGUAGCACAAAGAGUCAACUUUGAAAGUUUGACACAUUGUAAUUUAAUCUUAUAUAUUGAUGGGUAAAUUACUUUAAUUAGUAAGAAUCUCUAAUCCACAAAUGUUUAUGUUUUGGGUGCUAG